AUGCGUUCCUUCAUUGCUGUUGCUCCGUUGCUGGGAUUGGCUGCCGCGCUCCCGAGCGCUGAGCUGGUGGAGAAGAGGGCAUCUGAUACCUAUGAUUAUGUAAUUGUUGGUGGUGGUGUGACGGGCCUUAUUGUUGCUAAUCGAUUGACUGAGAACAAGAAGACGACUGUUCUGGUGAUUGAGGCUGGUACUGACGACCUGCCUUUCCAACAACGAUUGCCAUAUGGGGCCGCCAGCGCCUUGAAUACGUCCUUGCUAUGGCCCAACUACGUCUCUGAACCUGAGCCAUUCCUCAACAACAAGACCUGGAAUGUCCGUGUCGCCGAGGUUCUCGGUGGCGGCUCUAUAGUCAACGGCAUGUUCUAUGACCGCGGCUCUGCAGCCGACUAUGAUGCUUGGGAGGCUCUGGGUAACUCCGGUUGGGGAUGGAAGGGUAUGUACCCUUACUUCAAGAAGGGUACCACUUUCAUCCCUCCACCGAAGAAGACUGCGCAGGAUUUCGACAUCACAUGGGACCCGUCUGCGUAUGGUAGCGGUCCUCUUCACCUUGGAAUCUCCGACUUCCAGUACCCUGAUAUCCUGCCUUUCAUCGCGGCCUACGAAGGUGCGGGUGUCAAGAAGCUCCUCGAUGGCAACAACGGUGAACAAGCCGGCUUCUCGUGGUACCCCAACACCAUGAACCCGUUGACGGGCGAGAGAUCCCAAGCUCGCAACUCGUAUUAUGACCCGAUCAAGUCCGCACGAUCGAACUUGAAGCUUCUCCUUCGCACUGAGGCGAAAGAGCUUGUGUUUGCCAGUGGCAAGAAGCUCACUGCUAAGGGUGUGAAGAUUCUCGACAAGACUACCGGCAAGACCUCUACCGUCUACGCCAAGAAGGAAGUCGUUCUCGCUGCCGGUUCCGUCAACACCCCUAAGCUCCUUCAGCUCAGUGGUAUUGGACCUAAGUCUGUGCUUAAGGCUGCCAACAUUCCCCUUAAGCUUGCGCACGAUGGUGUUGGCGCCAACUUCCAAGAUCACCCCUACACUCUUGUCUUGUUCAACCAGUCGGCCUUGAGCACUCCCAACCCCAACUCUCUCGCCACCGACGCAGCCUUCAACGCAUCAGCAUGGGCCCAAUACGAAGCCAACAAGACCGGCCCUCUCACCCAGGCCCGUGGAAACAGUCUUUCCAUGGUCUCCCUCCCCAAGGUCGCGCCAAACGACUACAAGAACCUCGUCAAGCAGAUCAAGGCCCAGAAGGACGAGUCCUACCUGCCUGCGAUCUACACCGGCAGCAAGAAGCUCAUCGCUGGUGUCAAGGCCCAGCGCAAGGUCCUCGCCGGCCUCUUCGCGAACAAGGAAGCCGCUAUCGUCGAAUUACCCGUUGGUGCCGGCGGCGCUGGUGUCCUCGUCGGCCUCGAGAAGCCCCUCGCUCGCGGCUCCAUCACCAUCAACCCGACCGACCCCCAAGGUCCCCCGAAAAUGCUGUACAACGCCCUCAGCAACCCCGUCGAUAAGGCCGUCAUGGCCUCCUGCGUCCGCUUCCUCCGCACCGUCUGGAAGCGCCCCGAGGUCGCGAAGUACAACCUCGUCGAGCUAUCACCUGGCGCUCAGUACACCAGCGACGAGGACAUUAUCGAUAAGAUGAACGCCGCCGGUAGCAUUUGGCCUACGCUUUCGCAUCCUUCUGGCUCAUGUGCGAUGAUGCCUGAGAAGUAUGGUGGAUGUGUGUCGGAUAAGCUGCUGUUCUAUGGGGUUGAGAAGCUGUCGAUUGUUGAUGCUAGUAUCUUGCCGCUUGUGCCGACGCAGCACAUUCAGUCUACCAUGUAUGCUGUGGGUGAGAAGGCGGCGGAUUUGAUCAAGGCUAGGGCUUAG
Messenger RNA from Didymosphaeria variabile, 1854 nucleotides. RefSeq lists its product as uncharacterized. The record is from RefSeq and is a predicted model, not a curated record. Gene Ontology annotation, biological process: secondary metabolite biosynthetic process. Gene Ontology annotation, molecular function: flavin adenine dinucleotide binding; oxidoreductase activity, acting on CH-OH group of donors. NCBI's taxonomy places the organism in Eukaryota, Fungi, Ascomycota, Dothideomycetes, Pleosporales, Didymosphaeriaceae. The transcript is spliced from 3 exons. Bases 1 to 1854 code for a protein of 617 amino acids.